Molecule: messenger RNA, 2556 nt
Organism: Bombus huntii
Lineage: Eukaryota; Metazoa; Arthropoda; Insecta; Hymenoptera; Apidae
Exons: 9
Coding region: 744-2387 (547 amino acids)
Source: RefSeq, a predicted model, not a curated record
UCCGAAUCACAUGAAUAUUUUAUAGAUCUCGGGUUACAUCUUAAAAUUAAUUAAAUAAACAACAGAAUAACUACAUCUAUAUAUCUAAUUCUCCGUAAUAACAAGAAAUGGAAUAUUCUAUAGCACGGACAUUAAUUAAUGGUAUUAUGCAAAUACUGUUGCCUUGGCAAAAUGUUACCGUUAUACGAAUUUUUAUUUCAUUUUAAAUUAUCAAAUAAUUUAAUGAACAUCUUUUUGUAUAUAUUUAUUAUUGUCGAUGUCUGAGCAGAAUAUACAGUUACAUAUAUUUAAAUAUAUUUAAUAAUAUAACAAAUAUUUCUUAAAUAUUUUCUGACAGAUAAAAAUAGCAGAAAAAUAUAAUUUGAACGGACAGACGCAAACGAAUUUCCUAGUGAACAGUACAAUUCAUCGAAUCAUCGUAGACAUCGAUGGAAAUGUUUCGAACGCAUUGCUUCAAAUACCCAUGGGUGAGUUUGUCUUAAACGCUUGAUUAAAUUUUAGAGACGCAGCAGGCCAAGAUCAAUUCGAUAAAUCAAAUUAGCAGCAAAUUAACCAAUUCAUCAAACGUAAAUCUGUUUACGUCGACGCAAUAGCAGCUCGGGCCACGUGUUUUAAUACUACACGUCCAAUUUAGUUAUGCAUUGUAAACUAAAAAUAAUCUUCGAUCCUUAGUACGUAGAUUAGCAGGUGAAUUAAUAGCACUCGGCAAUUUUCAUGUCCAUGUUCAAUGUGCCGUGUUAUUUAUGCUGUACGCAUAUUUAUUACACGCGAAACACGCAACAGUGUCGAGGGACGUAACGGCGAUAUCUUGGACGCAUAAGGGAGACCCGAACGGAGUGAGAAUUGACACACGAAAUGCGCCACCUGGCGAGUGGCGGAUGAAACUUGUAGGGGUGGAAGAUUCGAAAUAUCGCUUCGUUGUGCAGGGUCUCGUGGACGAAGAGAACGACGUAGACAAACUGUUUUCGCCGAAUCUACGGUCGAACGAAAACAUCAACGAUGAAGCGAAUAAAUAUGAUCGUUCAAACAUUAAAAAGGAAGUAGAUAUAUCACAAGAUGAAAAGGAGACAUUUAAUGAUAAAAUAAUGCCGAUUAUUUCUGAUAUAACUGUGGUUGAACAACAAAAUUUGAAUGCUACAAGUAGUUACAAAUUAGUGGGGAACAGAAAGAUAACACGAGAAAGAUCACUAAAGUAUGUUAUUCAAGAUCGAGAUGAAAAUAAAGAAAUAAGGAAAGAAAUUUCAACAGAAUACGAUUUGUCGAUGAUUACUCCUAGUACUGAAAGCAUGCUGCUUAAUUUGUAUGAGUAUGUUACUAUCGUAGAUAUUAAUAAAAAUUUAACUGUUACUUCGAAUUCUUCAAAUGAGAAAUUUGUUGAAAGAAUGAUUCCAAUAGAGGAAUGGGAUAAGUCUCAUAAAAAAUCUUCUAUUGGAGUAAUCGAUAACCUCGACGUUGAUAUCAGAACACCAGUACAAAAAAAUGUUGGUACAUCUAUGAGGAUGAUAGAAACUUUAGAUAAUCGUGAACUAUCCGAGGAAUUGGCAAACUAUGCUAAUGAAAAUAUUAUCGAGGAGAAAACGAUGCUUAUAGAGGUAAACAGAAAUAGCAAUCUGCUUGUUACACCAGGAACGAUACACAGAAUAGUAUUUGAUGUGAUGAACAGUUGUAUUUUGCCUGUCAGAUAUGUAUUCAGAGUAAAGAGCACUCCUUUCAGAUUGUACAACAUUCAACCAGCCUACACAUGGAUAUAUCCCGGACAGGUGAGCAACGUAGCGGUAGAUUUGAUUGUACCUGAUAAUGCUGCACCGGAUACAGCUAACACUGUCACGUUGUUUAUCUUGGGUACAGAAAUAAAGGAAAAAUCUGUAUAUCUAUACGUAAAAGGAUCACUUUCAAAGCUAACCGAUGAUGUAAAGCCAACUACCGAAUAUUCUUUCAAUAAUAACUGCGCUGGAAAAUUGGUAAAAGACCGAUGCUAUAAAUCCCGUUGGAGCGUCGACAUUACAAUUCAAGAUUACGACUCAGGUCUGAAACGUGUGAUAUCGUCACUGAACAAUGUUUACCCACGUACGGAAUUUAUUAGUGGCACAAGAAGCCCUGUAACAUUCUAUUAUUCUGCUACGUGUUGUGAUAAGACAGUUAAAAUUACAGCAAUAGAUUUAUUAGAUAAUUACAGCACUAUAACUAUAGAUGUCACAGCAUGGAACAACUUAUCAGAAGCUGAGAUUGCAGCUAUUACAGUAGGAGCAUUGAUAGCUUUGUUAUUCAUUAUUGCGAUCACUGUCUUAAUUAUAUAUUGCAUUCGAAAAAGGAAAAGUCACAACUUGCCUUAUACACAACGAUAUGGAUCAAGACCACCUACGCAGUCAGAAAGGACUACUUUCUAAUUCUUUAUCAGUACUAAAAUGUAUAUCGCAGUAUGAUGUAGCUUAUAUUCAUCCUUGCUAUUAUAUAAGUUAAUAUUACAAACUAACAUUAGAUUUAAAAUACAUUUCUGUUAAUUAUAUCUACAAUAAUGUACAUAAGUUGUUGUUAAUAAAUGUUGAUAUUACCUUA